GCACUCUGUGGUAUAAAACUCCUCGAGGACUCUAGUGUUUUCCAGAUCUUCUCAGAUGCUGUAUCUGCCCACCUGUACAGCAGACGAAAUGAGCAAGGACGCGCCUGCUGACCGUGGUUUUAUGGUCGCCAUCAUUUUCUUCAUCCUGGGUUUGGGAACGCUGCUGCCGUGGAUUUUCAUGACUGCCUCAAUGUAUUUCAAUAAGAGACUCAACACGUCUGAAUCCAGGAACGGAACGAUAACAUCCGGAAAAGAGUAUUAUUUCAAUAACUGGAUGACUCUGCUUUCCCAGCUGCCUUUGCUGCUGUUCACGCUGCUCAACUCUAUUCUCUAUCCGCGGAUCUCAGAGAGGAUGAGGAUUGGAGGAAGUCUAGUCUUCAUCUUCCUGCUCUUCUUUCUCACUGCUGUCCUGGUGAUGAUCCCAAUGGAGGAGGACCGGUUCUUCUCCAUCACCAUGGCGACCAUCUGGUUCAUCAACUCGUUCGGCGCCGUGCUGCAGGGCAGUCUGUUUGGUUUGGUGGGUUUGUUACCGCAGAAAUACAGCGCCGUCUUCAUGAGCGGACAGGGACUCGCAGGAACAUUCGCUGCUCUCGCCAUGAUCCUUGCCAUCGCAAGUGAAGCUAAAAGUGACUCUGCAGCUCUGGGUUAUUUCAUCACUCCGUGUGUGGGGACUUUAAUCACACUCUUCAGUUACAUGAUGCUUCCCAAACUGGAGUUUGCAAGAUUUUACCUGGAAAACAAAGGCAAGAGCUACGAGUUGGAGACGUCCAGAGAGCUGCUGCCCACAGAUGAUGAUGCUGUGCCUCCAGAUGAUGCUGAAGUCUCUGAUAAGACGAGUGAACCGCUGAACGGCUCUGUGGUCAACGGGACUCCCGGUAAUGGCAUUAACAGUGUGAGUGAAGAGGAUUCUGGGAAACAGGCCUUCAUCACGCUGGCUACAGACAACACGUCCACGCGGAAGAGCUCCGUCUUCGAGGUCUUUAAGAAGAUCUGGGUGAUGGCCUUCUGCGUGACCUUCGUCUUCAUCGUUACGCUCUCAGUUUUUCCUGCUGUCACUGUGGACGUGAAAACCGCUUAUAGAGGAAAAUGGGAACAAUUCUUCAUCCCAGUCUUUUGCUUUCUCUGCUUUAACUUGUUUGAUUGGGCUGGCAGAACCGUGACCUCAGUGUUUAAGUGGCCGUGUAAAGAGAGCCGUCUGUUUCCUCUGCUGGUGGUUUGCCGUGUGAUCUUCGUGCCGCUGCUGAUGAUGUGUAACGUACAGGAGAGACAGAACCUGCCUGUGCUUUUCUCCAAUGACUUCAUCUUCGUCUUCAUCAUGCUGCUGUUCUCAGUGUCCAGCGGAUACUUUGUGUGUUUGUCUAUGACCUACGCACCACAGCUUGUGGAGCCUAAAGACGCAGAGACUGCCGGAGCACUGAUGACCUUCUUCCUGGCUCUGGGUUUGUCUUUAGGAGCAGCGUUUUCAUUCCCGCUGCGUUUACUGGUCUGACACACACAAAUGGAUGCUCUCAGGGCCACUGAUGGAACGUGUGUGUGUGUUAGCUGUUCAUAUAAAACACACACAUUCAGAAAAGGAAGACCUCUCUCUGGCAGCUUAAAACAUGCAUAUAUUGUACAUGACAGAAAAAGGGAGACGAAUGAAACAAACACAAGUGUACAUUUAAGGAGAUUUAUUCUCAAAACAAACAAAAGGAAAUGUUUAUUAGCGAUACCUCAGUGACUAAACUUCAACAUGAUGACUAGAGUUUUCAUCAGUGGCCAACUAUGACUACAGCAGGCUGAUAAACCACACGUUUGGGCUGUUUUUAUAGGAAAGGUUUAUUUUAGGAGCAGUUUUGAUUUUAAUUUCAGUGAAUUGAGGUACAAAACUCUGAUUUAUCUUCUUUCUUUAAUCCGAGUAACAUAAAUGAUAUUAAAAUGUGUAUAAGUAGAGCUUAUUAGUACACAUAGCUCUACGUAGUAAAUAUUACUAAUACUUUAUUAUUAUAGUCAAGCAUAUAGACGAAAAUGAUGAUCAAAAAGAUGAAAAUGUUAAUGGCAGGUAUAUUUAUUUCUACUUUAAGUGUAUAAAAGAUGACCUUCUGUCAUUAUUUUAUGUUUACAUAGAAGCGCAGUGGUUACUGAUGGAAACUGUUGUUACCGUGAACAGUGGAUUAAAGAUCAGGACUUUUAUUAUUUUACUUAGUAUUUGAUUUUAUACAUAGGAGUACAAAUACAUUCAGGAGUUACAUUAUCCUAUAAUUAUAGUAUAGUAUAAUUCAUAUAGACCAUUUCAAUGUGAUGAUGUCAUUGGCUCAAGAAAAUUUCGAGCUUGUUGUCAAACUAUUUCAUAACCGUAACAAGAGGAGAUUCAGUCAUAACUGUUAAUGUUAAAACUCGUGCCAUGGGAUUAUUUAUCAAUAUGUGGAUCUUUUUGAGUUCUCGGAAGCUAUAGAAAGUAAAAAUUUCCUGUAAAACAGGACAUGCGUCAGGACCAUUGUUAUUGUUUAUAUACCUCAAAAUGGUCUUUAAAUAGGGCUGAGCGAUUUGGCCUAAAAUGAUAAACUCUUUUUUUUAUUUAUGUUUUUGCCCUCAUAGUUCUCUGUUAUAUAUAUAUAGUAAAAAUGAUACUGAAUUGUCUAAAAUGUAAUAUACACAUGUCUGGAAUCUAGGCUUUUUUUUUUUGCUAUUUAAUGCAAUUAAAUAGCUCUGAAUGACAACUUUUAUUACUUUCAAUUUGAAAGAAAUUUGCAGAAUAAUGAAAAUUAUUUAUCUCAAAUAUGAAAGCAUAAAUCAUAAAUAAAUCCAGAUAUAAAUCCAGAGAAACUGAGAAUUUCCAAAUAGUCUCAAUUUUUCUAUAGCUCUAUAAUAUUAAUAUAAUGCUAUUCAUAACUAUUAUGGACAGUGGGAUUUAUAAGUCUGAGUUCUGUGAUUUUGAAAAUCUAAUUUCGUGUGAAAUAUAUGCACUAUUAAUAGUUCGUCAAGCAAAAAAAAAUUCUAAGCUACUAACUUUUUUAGCUACUAAGCUAACUUUUUUUAAUACAGAAGGUCAGAUUGUCAAUCAUUAAAGCAUAAAACACAGCUUUUGCCCAGAUCAGACCGCAAAAACCUGAAUUAUCAGCUGAAAAUAUGCUGAUUUUCAUAUUGUUACUUAGUUUUUAUAGAGUUAAACUUAUACACUCCACUGUGUGCUUGUGUACUGUAAUGCGUGAAGCAUGCAUAUACAAAUACGCAUGUUUCUUUAUUUUUUUAAUGAUGGUGAGGAGUCCGACUCAUCAUUCCUGAUUUAUUUAUUUGACUUUAAUUUCACUGAUAAGACACGGGAUAUGGAGGGAAAAUCAACAAAACACACACAGACACGCAUAAAUAUUGAAUUAGCCAUUUUUCCAUUUCAGCCUGACAGUAAAGAUUGUAUGGAAAGAUCAUAUUUAAUAUUUCUAAUAUAGAACAAGUAGCUAACAAGUGCUUUUAUAAUAGAUUAAACCACAUAUUAUUGUAGUUUUAUAGAUUUUCUUACACAUUUUGACUUGUUUACUGACCAUAAAAUCCAAUUAUAUAUUUAGUUACACAAUGGUCACGAUACUGGAAUCAACAAAUGCAUCAUCCUGGUUUUAUGAGCUCCUAAUUGAAAGUGAAGACGUAUUUCAGUUGAUAUUCCUGAUCCGUUAAGCAGUAUUUGACAUUUAAUUCUGCUCUCAGUAACACUGCCUUACACCAAACUGACUAUAUGUUGAAGAGUACUAAAUGCAUCCUCUUGUUUUUUAUCACUGAGGAUGUUUUCUAAAAUGAAGCUUCAUGUUUGUGUUCAGGAAUGUGUGUGAAGUGCCAUGUGAAUGUGUUCAUAAAAGCGACUCUACUGUAUGGACUCAAAUGUUACAAGCGUCUGAAUUGACAUUAGUUUAAGUGAAGUUAGUGCUGAUUUUUUUAGCGUGUUCAAUAAGUUGUUACAUAACUCUUCUGAAUGAUUCCACAUUUCAUUCCUCCAACAACAAGCUUGAAUUACUGUCAUGCAGAUGGCAAAAUUAAGAAACCCAUAUAGGAAUCUGAGAUGUGUCAAUGUAUGCAAAUCAAAUAUAAAGCAUGCGAGUUCAUAUUUAAUGUAAAAAUGCUGCAUAUUUCAAAAUGUUCCAUGAUUUGAAAUACAAAUAUGGACAUUAAUGUUCAAAUAUAACUACAAUGGAAAUACAUGGCCAUAUAUGAAGAUAUACAGUGUCGGUACAAUCAAACCGAAUCUGAACACCAGCAAAAUGAAUGUACGCUGAUUCUUGAAAAGAGAAAUAUUUAGGAAGACCUAAUGUUUCCAAUGAACGAUGACCAGGAAAUAUUUGGUUGUAUUAAUGUUGUAUUGACGUUUAACUUGACAUGCUGUCAUCGAAAGUCUGAAAGUAGUGUUUUUAUAUAAUGUUUUGUUUGACAAUUUAAAUAAGCAAAAUAUAGACACAGAAGAAAUGAAACUGUUGUUUGUGUGUUGAAGGUCACUUUUUAUUUUGUGUGUUUGCAGUGAAGUCCAAUACUGAUUUAGAAGAGUGUUUCACAGUAGUUUGCGGUGUCGUCGUUUACAUCCAGCAGCAAACCUCUCAGAUGAAGGCAAAACUUCAGACAUAUUGAACGCACUGAUGAAAUAAACCAUCAGCACGUGCACACACACAUACAAAUACUGCUGCUUCUAGCAAAAACAAACACUGUUCUGUCUAUACAAGAGCUGUUAAGAUCCAAACACUUCUCAGAUAAUUGAGUUUAUCAAUAUAGAUUCAGUUUCAGUGUUAAAUUCCUAGAGGAGUGUUCACACAAUCAAGAUCCUAUUGCCAUUUCCAGCAGUGUAAAACUAGGAAUAUUACUUACAAUUGAACUUUUAUUCAUUGUUUUAUUGUAAGUCUUACAGUGGUUGUAAAGCCAGCAUGUUGAGAUCCACUAUAAGAAGCUGUGUAUUUUUAUAAUGAAAUAUGCUUUUAAAUGGACUAAACUCCACUGCUGCUACAGUA
Messenger RNA from Danio aesculapii, 4961 nucleotides. RefSeq names its product equilibrative nucleoside transporter 2-like. The record is from RefSeq and is a predicted model, not a curated record. Gene Ontology annotation, biological process: adenine transport; uridine transmembrane transport; guanine transport. Gene Ontology annotation, molecular function: nucleoside transmembrane transporter activity. Gene Ontology annotation, cellular component: plasma membrane; basolateral plasma membrane. NCBI's taxonomy places the organism in Eukaryota, Metazoa, Chordata, Actinopteri, Cypriniformes, Danionidae.